AUGUGUCCUAGUCAUAGCGAAGAAAACUUCCUGCCCCUCUUCAUCCGGCCACUGUCCAGUGACCUGGACGUACAUGACUGGAAAUACUUGUCUUCCAAAGGCACCUUUGCCCUACCAAACAGUGAUUUCCAGAAUGCACUAUUACGGGCAUAUAUUGAGCAUGUUCACCCACUCCUGCCAAUCCUAGAGCUAGAGUCUUUUGUAAAGGCUGUAUUCUCUCCACAGAAUCAUGGCACGUCGAAGCUACGAAAAAGUGUGAGCUUGAUACUUUAUUGGGCAGUAAUGUAUGCUGCUAUCCCUGCUGUGCCCUUACACGCUCUCCACAAGGCGGGAUAUUAUUCUCAUCAUGAUGCUCAAUGUUCUUUCCAUAUGCGUAUCCAAGCCCUUUACAAUGUAGAGGCUGAGUUAGACAGACUAUCCCUAGUUCAGGCGCUACUGCUGGUCGUCUACAGGCAAGAUAUCACAAAACAAAUCAAGGACAUGACAUAUUGGAUGACAAUCAUCUGGUCCUACAUGCAAGAACUUGGCAUAGACGUACAAAUCGGACGCAAAGUUAAACCUACAGGAAAUCACCAAAGGAAAAUAGCCUUGUAUCGCCGGCUGUGGUGGUCGUGUUUUAUUUGUGACAGACUUGUUGGUCUGGCAGCUUGUGCAGAUCCCGUACUGCCACAGCCAGGUAGCAUCCCUCCGUUAAAACUAGAUGACCUAGAGAUUUUUCAUUACCCAGGCUAUAUUAUCCAAGCUCUCGGUGAUGGAAAUUUUUCCGAUUUUGAUCUUUCACUUCAUCUUGGCCGUUUAUGUGUCAUACAGACACAAGUAUGUAUACUUUUGGACCAAGUUAUCUCCGGCCCUCAUGGGCGAUCACCGAAUCAACUACUACAUGUAGCUACCAACCAGGCCAUAUCCGAAGCUAAUCGUCUGGCAGGCUACAAGGCUGACUUAUUGAAGCAUCAUGACCAGAUAACUUUCUACAUACUUCAAAGAGAUUCACCCUUGAAAAUCAUCGAUCCUGUACGAUUGAGUCAAGUCAAGAGUUGUGGACCAGCCUAUAUUCAUGAAAUGGUUCUUUUUAUUGUCAUUGACGCGAUUCUUGCAUUUCUCUUGCAACGCCAAAUUGUCUUGCAAGAGAUCUUGUGUGGGAGGGAUGGUGGACACGGCAAGCGCGGCACAGCAGAAGAAUUAGACUCUUAUCGGCUCAACCAUUUUUUACGUCAGUCACGCAUUGUGACUAUACACAGAGUCUGUAGUCGAUUAAAAGAUCUCAAACAAAGCGGGGAACUACAAAAGUUGCGACCAACAAUAGUUGGGCUUCUGCUCCCCGCUGCUAUUCAUUAUCUGACGCAGGUUCGUGAAGAGGGACAAAAUAUCCACGACAGUAUAGGCAACGCAGGCUACUUUGAUGAAUGCCUAUCUAUUCUAAAGUUGCUGGGGAAACAUUACCCGUCUAUUGGCCAAUGGGCUGUCUAUUUGCAGAAAGCAGCAAUGAGCUGUUCUGUUCCCUGUCCUUCUAGUCUUCCUUAUACUCAUCACCAGGAAAGGCUGGAGGAUUCUAUAAUUUCUGAUACGGAAACAAAAAUACUCUCUGACUUCGAUAUGUAUCAGGAACCAAUACAGGCAUGUAUGAGGUGGUGGUUUGGAGAUGGGAAUGCAAUGUCGUGA
Molecule: messenger RNA, 1659 nt
Organism: Talaromyces proteolyticus
Lineage: Eukaryota; Fungi; Ascomycota; Eurotiomycetes; Eurotiales; Trichocomaceae
Exons: 2
Coding region: 1-1659 (552 amino acids)
Biological process (GO): DNA-templated transcription
Molecular function (GO): zinc ion binding; DNA binding
Source: RefSeq, a predicted model, not a curated record